AUGGACCGACCUGUGAGGCCAAGAUUGGCCUCUCUCAGUGACUUUCAGUUUGGAGCUGUUGCCACAGACACAAUCGAAGACGGUCUGCUCCACUUGGCCCAGCAGAAUGAGCAAGCCGUGCAGGAGGCUGCGGGCCGGAUGGGCAGCUUCAGAGAGACCCGGAUCGUGGAGUUUGUUUUUCUCCUGUCUGAACAAUGGUGUCUGGAGAAAUCCGCGAGCUACCAGGCUGUAGAAAUCCUAGAAAGGUUUAUGGUUAAGCAGGCAGAGAACAUCUGCAGGCAAGCCACACUCCAGCUGAGAGAGAAGACAGGGCCUCAGAACUGGAGGACUCUGAAAGAGCAGCUUUGCAACAAGUUUAUCCUGCGUCUUGUGUCAUGUGUUCAGCUGGCAAGCAAACUCUCCUUCCACUACAAAAUAAUCAGCAACGUUACAGUCCUGAAUUUCCUCCAGGCUCUAGGGUAUCUACACACUAAAGAAGAACUGCUGGAGUCAGAGCUUGAUGUUUUGAAGUCCCUGAACUUCCAAAUCAAUCUGCCUACUCCCCUGGCAUAUGUGGAGAUGCUCUUGGAGGUUUUAGGAUACAAUGGCUGUUUGGUGCCGGCCACACAGCUGUAUGCAACCUGCCUGACCCUACUUGACCUAGUCUAUCUUCUCCAUGAACCUGUAUACGAGAGCCUGCUGAGGGCUUCAAUCGAGAACUCCACACCCAGUCAGCUGCAAGGGGAAAAGUUUAUUUCCGUGAAGGAAGAUUUCAUGCUGUUGGCAGUAGGAAUCAUUGCAGCAAGUGCUUUCAUCCAAAACCAUGAGUGUUGGAGCCAGGUUGUGGGGCAUUUGCAAAGCAUCACUGGCAUCGCCUUGGAGAGCAUUGCCAAACUCUCUUAUGCAAUCCUGACUCACAGCGUGGGGGCCAGCACUCCAGGUCGACAGAGGCCUGUUCCUCCCCACCUGGUGGCCAGACCACUGAGGGCUGCAGACUUCUCCAACACAUGAGGCAGGCGGAAUCCGCCCAAAAUAA
This is a messenger RNA of Mesoplodon densirostris (Blainville's beaked whale), 1015 nucleotides long. It is a transcript of the gene CNTD1, whose product is annotated as cyclin N-terminal domain containing 1. Gene Ontology annotation, biological process: reciprocal meiotic recombination. The transcript is spliced from 7 exons. Bases 1 to 990 code for a protein of 329 amino acids. Lineage: Eukaryota; Metazoa; Chordata; Mammalia; Artiodactyla; Ziphiidae. The record is from RefSeq and is a predicted model, not a curated record. Gene Ontology annotation, cellular component: site of double-strand break.